Molecule: messenger RNA, 2116 nt
Organism: Trachemys scripta elegans
Lineage: Eukaryota; Metazoa; Chordata; Testudines; Emydidae
Gene: DLX3
Product: distal-less homeobox 3
Exons: 3
Coding region: 139-993 (284 amino acids)
Biological process (GO): regulation of transcription by RNA polymerase II; epithelial cell differentiation; embryo development
Molecular function (GO): RNA polymerase II cis-regulatory region sequence-specific DNA binding; DNA-binding transcription factor activity, RNA polymerase II-specific
Source: RefSeq, a predicted model, not a curated record
CGGAGGAGGAAUGCUCGCCUGACCCCUUUGGGGAGUGCCAGAGACCCACACGCGCGCCCCAGCGGCUCUUUCGCUUUUCCACAGGCUCUGGCCAGGGGAGGGGACCGGAUCCCACCUGCCCCUGCCUCCUGCUGCACCAUGAGUGGCUCCUUUGACAAGAAGAUCACCAGCAUCCUGACCGACCUCUCCAGCUCCCUGAGCUGCUCCAAGGAUUCCCCCACCUUGCCCGAGUCCUCGGUCACCGACCUGGGCUACUACAGCACCCCCCACAGCCAGCACGACUACUACCCCAGCCAGCCCUACAGCCAGCCUGUCAACCACUACUCCUACCACCACCAGUUCGGCCUCAACGGGCUCGCGGGGGCUGGGACUUACCCCCCCAAGGCCGAGUACCCCUACAGCCCCUCCUACAGGCAGUAUGGGCAUUUCAGGGAGCAGCAGCUGCCGGCCCAGGAAGCAGUCUCAGUGAAGGAAGAACCGGAACCGGAGGUGAGGAUGGUCAACGGGAAACCCAAAAAGAUCCGGAAGCCCAGAACCAUUUACUCCAGCUACCAACUGGCGGCUCUGCAGAGGAGGUUUCAAAAGGCUCAGUACCUGGCGCUCCCCGAGAGAGCCGAGCUGGCAGCUCAGUUGGGGCUGACGCAGACGCAGGUGAAAAUCUGGUUCCAGAACCGGAGAUCCAAGUUCAAGAAGCUCUACAAAAACGGGGAAGUACCUUCAGAACACAGCCCCAAUAACAGCGACUCCAUGGCCUGCAAUUCUCCACCUUCUCCUGCCCUCUGGGACAGUAACUCUCACAGCAACCCCUCCAGCAGGAACCAACUCCCCCAGCAGCUCCCCUACGGCUCUUCCCCAAGCUACCUGGAAGAGCAGCACAACCCCUGGUACCACCACCAGAACCUCAGUGGACCUCACUUACCGCAUCAAGCUUUGUCCACUAACACCAUGCAUCAUACAUCUCCCGGGCCUCCCAAUCCGGGGGCCGUGUACUAACCUCCGGCCUCCUCGGACUAGGGGAGCAAGAGGAAAUCGUCACCACCGCGGCCGGACCCUUCUUAAACCAUGGGUUUGUUUCCAGGACAAAGGCAGACACACACAAACAUUCCAGCCUGUCUCAUGACCAGCAGAGCUGCAAAGGGUUAAAAUGAUCAGAGGACGACCCACAAGCGAGACAGGAGUGGCAGCGGGUGGGGGGCAGGGUAGGGGAAGAGGUUUUGGAUUUUUAUUUUUCGGGAAAGAUUCAGAAUUGCCAAUUCCUUUUCACCCCACCCUGACUUUCCACGGGGUCCCCGGGGUCCCUGGCCCCCCUGCACCAUCAUCCCACCCACCACCGCCAGCCACAGUGAAUGGGAAGUUUCUUCCAUCUGGAGCUCUCUGCCAGAGACUCACCUCUCGUCUGGACAGAGGCCAAGAGACACGACUCGUCUCCAAGCGUCCAAGAACAGCACAACUGGUUUUUUUACCUUCCCGGGUGAGCUGUUUGUGGGGUGUCUCCUUGAGGACUCUGGAAGAACAUCUCAGCUGGCGGGACUUCAAAAAACCACUUGGCUUCAUCCACAUCGGGUAGGAUUUUUCUACACGCCCAGAUGAGAGAGAGGGAGAAAUAAUUGUCUCUGCGUCUUCCCUCUCAUCCACCCUUGCAAGGGUCAGACUGGAGAUGAAAGCACAAUUUAAGCUAAAUGCAAUAAGAGGUGCCACACUUUGUAGUCUUUAAAAAAAAUUCUCUAUAUUCUAAAUAAAGUCAAUUCUUAGCUAUGUCUAUUGUACAGAACUGGACACUAUAUAAACAUUUAAUAACAUUCUUGAAGGGACCAUUGUUAGAGAGUGUAAAUCUAGUUCUACUCCGGGUUUACAGAGCAGAAUUUUGUGUUAGCUCAUCAGCUGGUGCAAACUGGAGUUCCAGAAUCUCAGUACUGGAUGAGGGCCAGAUUCUGAUCUCAGUAACACCAGUCUAAAUCCAGAGUUACUCCAGGGUUAGAGGAGAAUUUUGCCCCUCUGGGCCAGAUUCCCAAUUGGUGUAAUUCUGCAUUGAGAUCAAGGGAAGUCACACUGACUUAUGCGAGUUGAGACCCUGACCUUGUGUUAGGAUUCUCGGAAAAUAAAUAGAGGUUAUUUA